Folsomia candida is the source of this 4475-nucleotide messenger RNA. RefSeq names its product tetratricopeptide repeat protein 37. Bases 230 to 4288 code for a protein of 1352 amino acids. The transcript is spliced from 14 exons. Gene Ontology annotation, molecular function: protein binding. The record is from RefSeq and is a predicted model, not a curated record. Gene Ontology annotation, cellular component: Ski complex. Lineage: Eukaryota; Metazoa; Arthropoda; Collembola; Entomobryomorpha; Isotomidae.
UGGGGCAGCUUGAGCAACAAAUCCGCGAACCACGGCUGACGGCUAAAUCACACAGCACAACUUGUGAAAAAUGUGCAAAAUGUGCAACUUCAAAUAAAUUCUAUUUUUAAAAUCUUUACGCCAGUAUUUCUGAUAACCAGUCAAUCCGAUAACUACUCUGGUGACCAAGGAUCGUAGCUGGUUGAGACUGUUUUGAUUUCUAAAAUUUGUCAAAAAGGAGGAGGGGGAGAUGGAUCCAAAGGAAUUAAAAGCGCUGUUGAAGGAGGCGAAAGAUUGUUUAAAAUCGAAAGAUUUUCCAAAGGCACAAGCCAAUUGCAAGCUCAUCCUCAAAAAAGUGCCAAAUCACUAUCAAGCAAAUUUGUUUUUGGGGACGUCAUUGAAAGAGCAGGGUAAAUUUCAACAGGCCAUCGAAAGCUAUAAGAAGGCGAUAGAAGUGGAUCCAGUAGAAGUGUAUGCUUGGCAGGGAAUAAUUCUUACAUAUGAAAAACAAGGGAUUAAAAAUCACCCCGACCUUUUGGAUGCAUACAAGAGGGUGGCAACCUUUUUUGAAACUGAUGAUAAGGCCAAGUAUAUCGAAUCCACAAAAAAGCUGGCACAUGUCCUGGUUUCUCAACAAGACACGAAAGGGGCCCUCAAAGUUAUCACUCGUUUGGCAAAGUCACACGGCGUGGAUUUAGAAAUGGCCGGACUUGCGAUUCAAUUGCUUUCUGCGACAAAAUACGAUACAAGAACCCCUGACCAGAAUCAAUUGUAUACUGAAUCGCUCCACACCACUGUUACCGAGUCCCCAAAACCAAGUGAUGAUAUGUGUAAAAAGUACUUUACUCAACUGAAUCGUGCUGGAAGCUUUGAGCAAGUUGUGCGACAUGCGUUCGGAAUGCAGGACAAGUGGAAUUUCUAUUGCUCUCCGAUGGAAUGGUUAUGCCGUUAUUAUAUUGAAGAUCGCCUUGACUCGACCAUGUUGGCUCAGAUUGGAUCCUUCGAACUUGUAACCGACAAGUUGUUCAAACUUCAUCCUUCCAGUAGCUUUGGUCAUUUUGCUCGUGGCAAAUACUUAAUCGACUCUGGGACUAAUUUUAGUGAUGGGUUUUCCUUCUUGAUGGUUGGUUUAGAAUCCAGCUAUAACUUCCACGCAGUCAAGAUUCUGAUCAGGGGACGAUUGGAUUAUGGAGAUUUUGAACGAGCUGUUGACGACUGUAAUAAUGCUCUAAGACAAUUCUCUGCAAACGAAAACUAUUGCAAGUUGUUCAGAUUAUUUCUAGCAGAGGCUUUAAUUUCAAUCAAUAUUGACAAAGCAGAAGAAUUGUUGACAACCAUAAAAAACGGUAUGGAUGAUGGUGAUGGGCUGGACCAAUGGAUUAUUUUGAAUAUUCUCCUCAAUGCAAAGAAAUUUAAUUUUGAUUCCCUCAGUAAUAUUGUGAACCUUGCCGAAGAGAAAGGUGUGCAGCAUUUGAUAGUAGAUUUCUACAGAGUCGUAAGUAGUGUUGAGGAUAAGACAAAUUCUGAAGACAUGAAAAAUACCAUCGACAGGCAUCUCGAGACGAUACCACCAAAAAGUGGUAAUGAAGAAAAAUUUAGUGUUUAUGUUCGCUUGGAAGCCGCAAUUCUACUCUUUAACCUAAGCUUUUACAAAGAGUCUGCCGAUCUGCUCUUCAAUCUUACUGCAAUGAAAUAUGGUCGAAUUCUUCCCCUAGCCUGGAAAUAUUUGGGAAAACUUUACAGUCUGCAAAAUGAUGUCGAGCUGGCUUCAAAGUGUUAUAAAAAGGCCUACAAAUUGUCUCCUACCGUAGAAGUUGGUGCAUUACUAAGCGAUACAUACUUUUCAUUGGGGAAGGAGGACAUUAAUCAAGAAUUACUAGUUGAAGCUACCAAAGCGUUUGUGAAAUCCAAAUCUAAGUGGGCAUGGUUGCGACUGGGUGUUCUUUAUUUGAACAAUGGCGAUGCAAAUUCUGCUGUCACAGCACUACAAGCAGCGAUUCGGUCCGAUAUCACUGAUAGCUACGUGUGGGAGUCUUUGGGAGACGCUUAUUUUCUUCGUGGCUCCUACUCUGCUGCCUUGAACACUUACAAUAAGGCAUUAGAGCUUGACCCUAACUCGAUGUAUGCUAAGCUGAAAGUUGGAGUGGUUUAUCAGUGUCUUGGGCAUCACGACAAGUCUAUUGAAACAUUGAAGAAUGUCCUUAACGAUUUCCCGGAAAACCCUACCCCAAUUCUUGUCGAAUUGGCACGUACUAGUUCCAUGAUUGCUCAAGAACUGUCGGUCGAGAACUUCGACGUACGAGCUCAAAUGGCUACUGAAGAUUCAGUAGCUUAUGCCGUGUUGGCCAUUCUACAGUCGCCAAGACGGAUCCUCCUACCCUGGAAAAUUAUUGGAGAAAGUUCUUUGACAUUAAAUAAUCUAACGGAUGAUUAUCUGGUCAAAGUGCCAACAUUCCUGCUUGGGGAAAAUCCACAGUCAUUGGAUCCUUCUAAAGUUAAGAGUGUGGAGGAUUUUGAAUAUAAAAGAGUAUCCUUAGAUAAAUUGAGAGAAAUUGGUAUUCAAGCCCUAUUAGAAUGCCUACGAGUAAUGGAGGAACCUGAUGAGGAUGUUACAUUUUCAGUGAAUCUUCGAGCCUAUGUGUAUCAUCAACUUGGUUUGUUAUAUUUCCACCGAGCUCGUCGUUCCCAAGAUACUAAAAUGUCUUCUGAAAUGUACAAGAAAGCCAUGAUCGCUGCGAAAAAGGCUGUUGCGUCGAAUCAAACGCAAUACAUAUUUUGGAAUUCUCUUGGAGUAAUAUCGUAUUUUGUUGGAAAUGACGAGUUGGCUCAACACGCCUUUAUCAAGUCGUUAGAGAUCGAAGGGAGCAACGUCGUCGCAUGGUGUAACUUGGGAAUGUUGUACUUAAAACAUGAUAACCCAAUGCUAGCUCAUCAAAUUUUUUACAAGGCGCAAUCUGCAUCUCCUUUGCAUGCUACUAGUUGGAUUGGCCAGGGGCUUUUUGCUGAAUCCAUUGAACACAUUGAAGCUCCAGAUUUGUUUCGCCAUGCAGCUCAUCUAGACCCCUCUGCCUUUGCCGUUUCUUGCUAUGCGGACUGGGUCUGUCGGAUAUUGCUGAAAGAAGUAAAUUUAUCUCCAACUGACUUCUGGUUUUCUAUCACCAGAGUUGAUGCUCUCACGACUGUGAAUGAUUUAAUUACAAAAGUUGAAGCUAGAAACCGUACUCCCCAACUUUAUAAUAUGAAAGGAAUAAUUGCUGCCCUUAAUAGUUUUUACACUACGGCCUUGGAAUCAUUCGACACUGCUUUGGAACUCGCAACAAGCAACUCGGCAUUCUCAAUGACUGAAGAGAAUGUUCAACAAAUUCUAGUAAACAAAAUUGUGAUACUUGUAAAACUGGAAAUGUUUAAUGAAGCUGUUGAUGCUUUCUCCUCGAUUGAAAAUUUGGAUAUUGUUGGAUAUGCUGUGGGAGCCUUGACUAUGAUCAAACUUGGAUACCUAGAUCAAUCUGAGAAGCUGUAUGAACAAUUACUUGCAACGUUACCAGAAUCUAGUUCCCACGAUGGAGAUAGAAUAAAUGCAACCAUUGGGUUAGGCUUGGUACAUAAUCUUCAUUUCGGUCCGGAAGCGGCAUGCAAUUUAUUGUUACAAGAUUUUAUGGUAAAAAGUCCCCAUGGAUUAUUGGCUCUCGCUGCUAUUGGAAUUAUGAAUGGAGAUUCGGAAUUCGUGAGCAAUGUCAUGCCACAUCUUGAGGAAUUCAAGGAUGAAGAAAGUGUCCUUCCCGACAUUGGCUUACUGAAAGCUUGUUUUCAUAUCAUGAAUGGAAACUCCAAAAGAGGGGUCGACGUACUGCUGAAGCUGAUUCACAAUAAUCCUUUGAAUGUGCGAUUAUGGACAUUUUUAUCACAGAUCGUGUUUCGUCACGAACUUCAGACAAUUCAGUCUUUCACAAUUUUGCGAACCACAAUGACAGCUCUUAAAUUGUCAAGCCUGGUACCCAAGGGAGUUGUCGAUAGGGUUCAUUUCACAUCAUCUGCCAUGGUCUCCUUGUGUCAUGUAAUGAACGAUGAUUCCAAAACUGCUAUUACCUCUGCCUUGAAUGGCAUCAGAAAAUUUCCCAAGGAAAGAGAAAAUUGGAUCGUCCUUGCAUGCGCAUUUUGGUACAAGUACGUUGAAACUCGAAACAUUGAAUCAUAUAAAAUUGUGGUCAAUAUUUUGGAAAAGGAAUUAACUUUGAAUCGAAUUAACAAAAGAGCAGUAGACUGGUCACAAGCUUUUCUCAAACAUGUGAAAUCACACUGUCCUUCUUGAACUAUUUUCUGUCUAUCUGUGAUAUUUGGUCGACCUAAUUUUGUUAGUUUUUUUAAAUAUUCAUGCAUGUAAUUAAGUAGUUCAUUAUAUUACAAAAUUUAUAUAAUUAAGGCGAGAAUAAAUUAAAGUUAUGCAUACAUAUUUAUAAAUAUGUAUAAUAAACACAAUUACAUCUACGGAUCUUUAA